Schizophyllum commune H4-8 is the source of this 1673-nucleotide messenger RNA. RefSeq lists its product as uncharacterized. Lineage: Eukaryota; Fungi; Basidiomycota; Agaricomycetes; Agaricales; Schizophyllaceae. The record is from RefSeq and is a predicted model, not a curated record. Bases 37 to 1581 code for a protein of 514 amino acids. The transcript has 8 exons.
GCCAGUCACUUGUUUUCUCUCUUGUCCUCCUCAGUCAUGGCUACUCAGACCGGAUUGCAUAGCAUCCCCCCAGAGAUCCUCGAAGAAAUCGCCUUGACGACCGCGGUCUGCGACGGUCGACGUCCCCCGGUCACUCUGGCCGCUCUCAGCGCAAUCGACCGAAGGACGGCUACUUCACUCUCCCUCUCCUCCAAUACAAGUCUCUCUGCGUUGCUAUUUCAUCAUUACUUUGACUCGAGCGCGUUGAAGCGCAGACUUGGGGAGCGUGUUACGAAUGCCUUCCUCGCGGACGAGUUGCGUCGGCGGUUCCUCUGCAUGAAGCGCAUACGCAGUCGGCACGAUGCGCAAAUACAGACCGCAAACAGAGAGUCGAUACUCAGACUUCUGUCCUUCGCGUACACGCUGCUGACGGAGAAUGAGGGGAAGAACAUGACCUUCCUCCUGGAAUACGCGCGUCUGGAUCAGUGGAUCGACGCGUACUGGUUCAGCGACCAGGGAGCUUCCAGGGUGAUGGACGACCUCAAGCAGGACCGAUGGCCGGAGGAGGGAAUCAAUAACACGUUCGCGAUGUGGGUUCUGUGGCUACUCAUGGGAUCGGAAGCGGCGCGCUUUACGGAUGAAGUGCAUACUGUGGACGUGAUGAAGCUAUACGCCCUCGGAGCGCAUAGAUACCCGUCGACUUUGCUCCGCUGGGGAUUAUUCGACGCGACGGAAGACUACACCCGCGCCACCGCGACGUAUUACGAAGGCAUCAAGCUCGCCCCUCCCCCUGCAUCUACCCCCGGCAUUCUCGCCUUCCUCACUAUCGUCAAUCGCCUCGUCAACCGUCCGGGAUACACAUUGUCCGACAACGGGAUCGGUCCUAGUCUCCCAACGUUCGACGGCGGGGAAUGGGACGCGGACUGGUCAAGAUCAAUCGACAGACCCAUAUCCACCCACGCGUCUAUCUGCGAUGUCUAUCAACCCAAAAGCAUAGAGGGCGUCUGGCAGGGCCUCUUCACGUACACAGAAUUCACCUCGUACGCGCGUCUCCUCGCCGGCGCGCCGCCCAACACCCUCCAGCGCAGCAUUGUCGUCCGGCACCGGCAGACGUGGAAACUCCGCGAAUAUCAUCUCCAGCUGCCGCCGGAUGACCCGGCGAGCUUUGGCGCGCGCGUCCCGCUGGGCUCGCCCCUCCGCUCGCACGUCCCGCGCGACGUACGGAUGGAGGAAGACGAGGAUGGGCUGACAGUCACGGAUGCACAUGAGCGUGUUUACAGGUACGCGCGGCCGAAGGCGGGUGACGAUAGUUCGACGCGGACUGAGGACGGCGCCUCGCGGGGACCUAUAUGCGACAUCAUCAUCGUCGGGGAGGGCCACUCGUCGUGGGGGCAAUUCAGUUUGUUUGGCCGCAUUCGGCCAUGGGAUGGGUUCAUCAGCAUCUCGAAGGAAUAUGUCGACGGCGACCGCGGAACGUGGCUCUAUCGCGGCUACCUCGUCGGCGGUGCGAGGGGAAAUCUUGUCGGUCGCUGGCGCGAUACGCUAAGUCCUGAUAACAUCACUGGAUAUGAGGGGUGUUUCACGAUGGGGAGGCGUCAGUGAAGAAAGGCCUGUAAUGGCCUAUAGUACAGUAGGGUAUAUGUACAUGUUCAAUGCACAAUGAAGAUACACGGGGAACGCUGCGGCGGCUAGUG